Mya arenaria is the source of this 3213-nucleotide messenger RNA. RefSeq lists its product as uncharacterized. The transcript has 24 exons. The record is from RefSeq and is a predicted model, not a curated record. Lineage: Eukaryota; Metazoa; Mollusca; Bivalvia; Myida; Myidae. Bases 37 to 3075 code for a protein of 1012 amino acids.
AGACAGUCUUUAUCUCACAUAAUUAUUUUCGACAAUAUGGUGGACUUGUUGCCAGGGGCAACACUGUUCGUUUUAUUGCUUCGAACAAAUUCAGCUUUUCUGUUGAGCAACACUGCUGGCGAUGUCACUUUGCAUAAUUGCACGGACAAGCUGGACAAUUGUGACGAGUAUGACGGUGGAAACUUGUGUACGGACCCGACGUUCCAUGUGUGGGUGCUUGACAACUGUCAGGGCUACUGUGGACUGCAUGGGUGCAAAGAGGCGUGUGACGACAAUGAAUUCCUCCCCACAUGCGCUGAUAUUAACAGACCACUUAACUGCUCCGACGCUUCAGUAGCAAGGAAUUGCAGAAGAUCGUGCGGCUUUUGUUCCUUUGAUGAUGGUGGCUGGUCCGAGUGGGGCACUUGGAACGGAUGUGACGUCACGUGCGGUACCGGCACGCGCCAGCACGAGCGCUCGUGCACCAACCCUUCACCGCAUUAUGGGUUACCUUGCCUUGGGAGUAAUAGCGAGACAGGCGUGUGUACAUUGUCGCCUUGUCCGGGUAUGACAGUAAAUGGUGUAUGGAGUGCUUGGGGCUUGUGGGAGUCGUGCUCGGUUACAUGUGAUGGGGGAAUGCAGAUGAGAAUGAGGAGUUGUACAAGUCCUGACGCCGGGAACCAUUGCCCCGGGAAGCCAUCAGAGCACCGUGUGUGUAGUCUGCAGGCGUGUCAAGAUGGAGCUUGGUCUUCAUGGGAAAGAUGGAAUGUGUGCUCUAUAACAUGUGGAGGAGGAAUCAAGCGCCGGCAACGACAUUGCAAUAAUCCCCCACCAUCCCCGUCAGGGCGAUACUGUGACGGAAGCUCGGAACAAACCCUGAUAUGCAACAACAAUCCUUGUCCUGUCAAAGAUUGCCGAGACAUUAUGAAGUACAGUGUUGGGGCUUCGUCAGGAGUAUACACGGUGUAUGCGCCUACGACCUAUACGAGAGUUCAGGUGUUCUGUGACCUAGAUACAGAUGGAGGUGGUUGGACUGUAUUCCAGAAGCGAUUCAAUGGUUUAGUGAAUUUCUACAGACCAUUUGCAGACUACGAAGAAGGUUUCGGAACUGUUCAUGGUGAAUUCUGGCUCGGGUUGAAAUGGUUACACGAGUUCACUGCGUACGGUUCCUUUGAAUUACGGGUUGACAUAGAAACAGCUAACGGCACGACGUUUUCUGAUCACUACCGCUCGUUCAGAGUAACAGAAGGGUCAAAUUACAAAGUUUAUCUCGACAGAUGGGAUUGGUCUCCUGGUGUGACUUCAAACAGUAGCCUUUCGAACAUGAACCGGAUGAGUUUCAGCACGUAUGAUCACCAAACGCACCAUGUUGCCGGUAAUAACUGUGAUUUGCAGUACGAGCCUGGCUGGUGGUAUUAUAGCUGCUACAACGCCAACCUCAACGGAAAAUAUCUUGUUCCCGGCACCCACAGCAUAGUCGGCAUGUGUUAUGAAAACUAUGACGGAAAUCAACAUGAAAGUCUGAAAUCAAGCAAAAUGAUGUUUCGGACAAGACAGUACAUAUUUCACCUAAUCAUUUUCGACAAUAUGGUGGACUUGCUGCCAGGAGUAAUACUGUUCAUUUUAUUGCUUCGAACAUGUUCAGCUUUUUUGCUGAGCAACCCUGUUGCCGACAGCAAUCUGCUCAAUUGCAAGGACAAGCUGGACAAUUGUGACGAGUAUGACGGUGGUAACUUGUGUACGGACCCGACGUUCCAUGUCUGGGUGCUUGACAACUGUCAGGGCUACUGUGGAUUGCAUGUGUGCAAAGAGCUCAAUUACCAGCUGAAUUGCACAGACAAGCUGGACAAUUGUGACGAGUAUGACGGUGGAAACUUGUGUACGGACCCGACGUUCCAUGUGUGGGUGCUUGACAACUGUCAGGGCUACUGUGGAUCGCAUGAGUGCAAAGUUGAUGGUGGCUGGUCCGAGUGGGGUGCGUGGAACGGAUGUGACGUUACGUGCGAUACCGGCACUCGCCAGCACAAACGCACGUGCACCAACCCUUCACCGCAGAAUGGGUUACCUUGCCUUGGAAGUAAUAGUGAGACAGGCGUGUGUACAUUGUCGUCUUGUCCAGGUGGGUGGAGUAGUUGGGGCAUGUGGGAGCCGUGCUCGGUUACAUGUGAUGGGGGAAUGCAGAUGAGAAUGAGGAGUUGCACCAGUCCUGUCGUCGAAAACCAUUGCCCCGGGAAGCCAUCGGAGCACCGUGCGUGUAGUUUGCAGGCGUGUCAAGACGGAGCUUGGUCGUCUUGGGAACGUUGGAAUGUGUGUUCUAUAACAUGUGGAGGAGGAACCAAGAGCCGGCAACGACAUUGCAAUAAUCCCCCACCAUCCCCGUCAGGGCAAUACUGUGACGGAAGCUCGGAACAAACCAUGAUAUGCAACAACAGCCCUUGUCCUGUUAAGAAUUGUAUGGACAUUCUGAGGUACAGUGUUGGCGCAUCAUCAGGGGUUUACACAGUGUAUGCGCCUACGACUUAUAAGAGAGUUCAGGUGUUUUGUGACCUAGAAACAGAUGGAGGUGGUUGGAUUGUAUUCCAGAAGAGAUUUAAUGGUUCGGUGAAUUUCUACAGACCAUUUGCAGACUAUGAAGAAGGUUUCGGAUCUAUUUAUGGUGAAUUCUGGCUCGGGUUGAAAUGGCUACAUGAGUUCACUGCGCACGGUACCUUUGAAUUACGGGUUGACAUAGAAACAGCUAACGGCACGAUGGCGUACGAUCACUACCGGUUAUUUAGCGUAGCAGAAGGGUCAGAUUACACAGUUCAUCUCGGCCUUAGAGUCUUUUCUCAUGGACUGACUACAGAAAAUCAGCUUACGUACAUGAACGGGAUGAAUUUCAGCACGUAUGACCACGACAGAGACAAUGCUGGCGAUAUUAACUGUGCUUUUUCGCACAAGGGUGGCUGGUGGUAUAAUAGCUGCUACCACGCCAAUCUCAACGGACUGUAUCUUGUCCCUGGCACUCAUGACAUGAACAGCAUGUGUUAUGGAAGCUAUGAUGGAUUCCAUCACGAAAGUCUAAAAACAAGCAAAAUGAUGUUCCGGCGUGUCUAAAAAUUGUUAUUUGGCAUCUAGACAAAGGUAUUUCACGUGUGUAAACAAAGAACGAUUGACAAUUUAAACAGUACAUUUAUCUCUCACGUGUAAUUAACUGUUAAUUAAAUGUGCGAUCAAUAAAGGGUUACAUAUGUA